Molecule: messenger RNA, 984 nt
Organism: Rhizopus microsporus ATCC 52813
Lineage: Eukaryota; Fungi; Mucoromycota; Mucoromycetes; Mucorales; Rhizopodaceae
Exons: 3
Coding region: 143-934 (263 amino acids)
Source: RefSeq, a predicted model, not a curated record
UUUUCAAUAGAUCUACAUACCUACGCCAACUACAUUUAAUAAGCAGAAACUAGAGCCAAGCUAUUAUCAUAAAGACAGUAGCAGAUCAAGAGAAUUGGGAAUAUUAGAUGAUAUAUUUCAAAAGAGAAACAAACAAGACUUUAUGAGUACAAUAGAUAUAACAUGUCCUGCUAUACAACAAUAUGAUACUCCUACUCAUUCACCUUCUUCAAUUACUUUGCAUGUCCCUUCUUUACCCGUUUCACCAAAAUCUCCUAUUCUGUUUCAAAACAAAAGGUCAGGAAGUUUCAGUAGUGAAGCAAGCAUGAAUUCCCAAUCAACAAUUAUGCAGUACCAGCAUCGUUCUGUUCGUCCUACUGAAUCAACCUCUACUUCAUCCUUUGGUAGUCAAUCUACUGCUACAUCUGCAUUAUCUCGUUCAACUAUUCCUAUUGCUGAAAGUACACUUCGUCGUAGACAACAACAACAGCAACAACAACAGCAACAAAAUUUGUCAUUAAGUGUUUCUGAAAGCACUUGUAAAGCUUCAGAUACCCCUCGUACCUUAUCAUCGCAUGCUGGUUUAACCAGACGUGCAACUCAUAUCCCUGCACCCAGUACUACGGUACGUAAAACUGGAACAAGACAAUCGAUCAUACCUCAACGAACAAAAUCAACCACGACUUCAAAUACAUCAUUACUGCCCUCUCAACAGCAACCACGUUCAUUAAGUAGAAUGAGUCAAGCCUCGGGUCGAGCGAGUCAUAUUCCUACAGCUCCAAGAAGCACAACCUCAUUAGGUAUUGCUUCUAUUUCAUCGCCACAAAAGCAAUCAAGCAUCCCACAAUGCAACACAAGAAGCAAACCUUCAAUAGGAAACAGUUUAUUGUCUCAAAGUAAAACAAAGAGUAGUGGCCUGAGGGCGCCAGCUUCAAGAAGCUUAUACAAGUAUUAAUGUUUUCUAUUUAUUCAUUUUAAAAGUUUAGCUUUUUAUUUAUUCAUUAA